AAUAGAUAUGCAUAUCCCAUACGGAUUGAGUGACGAUGGCCAUCCUGGUGGAAGACAUUUUGGCCCUCGCUUGCCUAUUGCUUCAGCCAACUUGGCCUUUAUUGGCUUUGGCAAGUCUGGCUACAACAGUUGCCCUGACCUCAUCUGAAAAGUUGCCUGAGAGAACCGGGGGAGAGACUUGGUGGAGCUUUCUGAAUGCCUUUAUAUACACUAGGACUCCGUCAAGUGUUCUAUUUCAGCCAACAUGGCGCGUUUAGAGUUUCCCAGGAAUUUCAUAUAGUUUCUACGCGGCUCCGGAGAGUAUCGAAUUGAAAGACCUGGCAGUCGUUUCUUUUGGCCUUCUACUGUUGUGAAUCUUGAGCACUUCUCAAGCACAGUAGCUUCGUGGUAGCAACGUUGGGGGCUCCAGUGUUGAAUACGUAGCUUCACACAGCUUAUUUGUAUUAAUUAUAUAUGUGUAUUAAUUAUAUCAGCCUAUGUCAUGUUACAGUCAUUUUGGAUUGUGUGCAAAGUUGAGCCGUUUGUUUCUUGGAUACUUGCAAGGUGGUCUUUGCAGUGCUACUGGGUCCAUUGCUCACAUCUGCAUACCGAAAGAAUGCAAUGCUACAUGCCGGAGAUGCUGCUCAUUCCAUUCUGUGGGUGUUGGCAUCAGCGCAAGCACUCGGAAAUCUACUUGUGCACAGCACGGUGUUCCUCAUCGCAUCAACUGCACUGGCAUGGGCAGCAGGCCUUUCCCUGUGGCCAUCAAUCGUGUUCCUUGUCGUACAGCAGUCCUGUCAAAGAUGCAGGAGCUUCAGAAGCUACGCUCACUGCUUCAGCUUUGCGGAAGUCAUGUUUUGGUCUCAGUCUAGUGCAUUCCUUGCUGCUUUGACAACACAGGGUUUUCGAGACGGCUAUGAUUCAUGGCGUCCAACUUGCGCAUUCUGGACGGUGCUGGCGACGUGUGGCUUGAUUUUCAUGCUCUUUACGGCGUGCUUCGACGCGCUUGCUGCACACGGUUUCGCACCUUUGCUUGCAGCGGCCGCCACAGCCCUUUUAUUUCUCCUUUGGGGAUUAAGUGAGCAGCUUAGCGAUGGAGCUAUUUGGUGGUUUCUUGGGUAUUUGUCCCAGAUGGAGAAUCUGUGGUGUUUGCUCUUCCAGUGGCCCUUGCUUUUAAUUGCCGGUGUGGCAAGUAUCGAGAUGCUCUCAAGGAGACUUCAAGUUGAAUCUUUGAUGAAGAAGCACAUCGUGCGGAAGUCCUUCCACGUGCUCGCUAUUUGUCUCUUUGCUCCACUGUUGAUGUCAGGGCAAGCAGAUUUUUUGGCUCUUUCCCAGCUGGUGGCCACUUUAUUAUUCAUCGCUUUGGAGGUAUGUCGAAUUUGCAAAGCUCCUCUUUACGAGCAACAGAAUAAGUUUCUGUCCAAAUAUUUGGACAAGCGGGAGGAUAUCUCUCAGGAUUUAGUUCUUACUCCUUUGUAUUUGCUUCUUGGAUGCUCUUUGCCUGUGUGGCUUGAGUUAUCUGCAGCUUCGAACAUUGCUGUGGAACUUCGGAGGUGGUCAGGCCUUUUACUGAUUGGUCUUGGCGACUCUUGUGCAGCUCUUUUUGGCAUCCGGUUCGGAGGAAUCAAGUGGCCUGGAUCCCACCGAACCUUGGUAGGUACUGCUGCCUUCCUACUUAGUAUUGCAUGCGCUACGUGGAUUUUUUUGCCGCUAGAGGGGAUGCAUUGGCCCUUUUUCUUAACCACUGCACUGGCGGCAUUGCUCGAGGUUUACACCAACACCGUUGAUAACCUAGCCCUUCCCCUUUUCUUUUGCACAUUUCUCAAAGCUUUAGAGAUGCGGCAACCGGAGGUGUAAGGAUUGAAAAGACAAA
Messenger RNA from Durusdinium trenchii, 1852 nucleotides. Lineage: Eukaryota; Dinophyceae; Suessiales; Symbiodiniaceae. The record is from the annotation of a GenBank genome assembly.